AUGGAGGAUAUCUUUAUUGUUGAUUCAGUUGGUAAGAACUUUGACAAAGUCACGCGUAUAGAAGCGCGGAGCGAGAGGCUUGAGCUGUUCAUGCAGCUUGAUGUGAAUACUGAGGUUUAUCCUAUUAAACAAGAAGAAAGAUAUGCUGUGAAAUUAACUACCACACUAGAUCCUGAUGGAACUCCUGAUACUGCUUAUUACACUCCGAUUAAGCCAGGGUCAAUUGCUGACAACUUUGACUACAUCAUGCACGGCAAGUUGUACAAGAUCCUAGAUGAAGGUUCAGGAGCGAAUCAUAAAGUGGAGAUGCUCAUUUCUUUCGGCGGUCUUCUGAUGUCAUUGAAGGGAAAUCCUGACUGUAUUACUGCCUUUCAGCUUGAUCAGAAAUACUUCCUUUGUGUGAGAAAGUUGGUUUAA
Populus nigra (black poplar) is the source of this 417-nucleotide messenger RNA. Its product is annotated as DNA-directed RNA polymerases II, IV and V subunit 8B-like. Gene Ontology annotation, cellular component: RNA polymerase II, core complex; RNA polymerase I complex; RNA polymerase III complex. Gene Ontology annotation, molecular function: DNA-directed RNA polymerase activity. The record is from RefSeq and is a predicted model, not a curated record. Lineage: Eukaryota; Viridiplantae; Streptophyta; Magnoliopsida; Malpighiales; Salicaceae. The coding region runs from base 1 to 417 and encodes 138 amino acids. Gene Ontology annotation, biological process: DNA-templated transcription. The transcript is spliced from 4 exons.